AUGAGUAAAGCCGCAAGAAUUGCAGAAAUGUUUCCUAAUGUUGAUAUAUUAACCAUUCAAGAUCUUCUUGCGGAGCUUCGCACAGAAGAUGAGGUUAUUGAUAGACUUAUUUCAGGAGAUUUUGAAGAGUUCAAAUCAAAGCAAAAGCAACCAGAGAAAAAGCAAUUAUAUGUACAACAGGAUUUAACUCCUAAGUCUGCACCAGUUCAAAAAGUUCAAAAUACAAAUAAUGAAACAAAUAAUGAAAGACCCAUUAGGGAAGAGCGCAAUUUAAAUCAAAGACAGCAGAAAUUCAAACCAGAGCAACAGCAUUAUACCACAAGAAACGAGCAACAAGAAAAUAGAACAAGAACAAAUUCUCAAAAUGAAUAUCCAUCCUUAAAUCAAAACUCACAGAAUUAUGAAAGAAAAGAUUAUCAAAAUCGUAGACCUUACAAUAGACGUGAACAACAACAAACUUAUGUACCUAGAAAAAAAAUAUCAAAUCAAAAUCAGCCAACAACAAUGCCAUCAAUAAAUCAAUCAGAUGUACCAAUUUCUGAACCGAAAUUUGUUUCUCCAAUGCAACUAAAUCCUGUUAUUCUUAAUCAACCAGUUCAAACUCCUCCACAGAUCGAAAACACUUACCAGAAAGGCUUUGAUUCAGUGGUAAAUUCACCGCGCAUGGAUUCUAUUCCUGUUUCUUCCUUUGAAUCAUUUCCACAAACAAUUAGUUCUCCACCAGGCUUUUCUCAGCCAGAAGUUCCACCUUCUCAACCAUUCAUUCAACAGUCAGCUCCUACUCUAUUUUUACCUCCUGAAGUUGCUGGAAUACCAAUAGAUUAUAAUAUUUUCGGAUAUUUCGGGGGACAGAUACCUGUACCACCAUUCCCAAAUAAUAUGAAUCAAGUUUAUUAA
This is a messenger RNA of Trichomonas vaginalis G3, 897 nucleotides long. RefSeq lists its product as uncharacterized. Gene Ontology annotation, molecular function: ubiquitin binding. The record is from RefSeq and is a predicted model, not a curated record. The transcript has a single exon. The coding region runs from base 1 to 897 and encodes 298 amino acids. Lineage: Eukaryota; Parabasalia; Trichomonadida; Trichomonadidae.